Molecule: messenger RNA, 1817 nt
Organism: Cryptotermes secundus
Lineage: Eukaryota; Metazoa; Arthropoda; Insecta; Blattodea; Kalotermitidae
Gene: Arpc3A
Product: actin-related protein 2/3 complex subunit 3-B
Exons: 4
Coding region: 187-720 (177 amino acids)
Biological process (GO): Arp2/3 complex-mediated actin nucleation; regulation of actin filament polymerization
Cellular component (GO): Arp2/3 protein complex; cytoskeleton
Molecular function (GO): actin filament binding
Source: RefSeq, a predicted model, not a curated record
UCUAUACCGUUCCAUAGAGCCAUAGAGCUAAGGGCUUGUCUGAUGAGUCAGUUGCGGUCACUUGUUGUCGUUCGCGUUGUGUUCUGUCAGUGGUUUUUGAUUAAUGUUAUAUGCCUUUGACGAUUUAGCAAACUUAAUACUUUAAGAAUUGUUAUAAGCUAUAAAAAAUAUUUAAAUCGAUUUAUAAUGCCCGCGUACCACUCAUGUUUUCUGGAAUAUAACCAAAUGGUUGGAAACAUGGCCAUUCUCCCUUUCAGAACACAGUUUAGAGGACCAGCCCCAUCAUUUGCAAAGGAUAUUGAUAUAAUUGAUGAAGCUUUAUAUUACUUUAAAGCUAACGUAUUUUUUAGAACUUACGAAAUAAAGAGUGAAGCAGAUAGAGUGCUGAUCUAUAUUACACUCUACAUCACAGAGUGUCUGAAGAAAUUGCAGAAGUGUAGCACCAAGAAUCAGGGCAUGCACGAGAUGUACACGCUGGCAAUAUCCAAGUUUGACAUUCCUGGUGACCCAGGAUUUCCACUGAAUUCUGUUUAUGCCAAACCUAUCAAUUCCACAGAAGCUGACCUGAUGAGGCAGUACUUGCAACAGAUCCGACAGGAGACAGGCGUGCGGGUAUGCGACAAGGUGUUCGGGUCAGACGAUGGGAAGCCAUCAAAGUGGUGGCUCUGCUUUGCCAAGAAGAAAUUUAUGGACAAAUCACUGUCUGGCCCUGGGCAGUAAUGACAUUGUUAAUACUGUAUAUCUCUAGGCCUAAACUGCAUUUAAAUUCUAUCCAUCGUGUUUUUAUAUUGUUGGCCACAAUAAUGAAUCCAAAAUAAUAAGUAUUGCAUGUCAGCAUCUAGUUGUGAAUGUUACUGUCAUGUUCAUAUACGUCUCAUUGUAAUUAAAGUGUACUACGUUCCAGGCAAGCCCUGUCACCAUGAACCUGUAUCUGUAGAAACCUAAGGAAUGUUAUGUUGUUCUGUAGCAGUCAUAUUUCUUACUAGUUAAGGAUAGGACUGCCAGCUGGAAGAGGUACCUGUUUCAGUGUCAUAAACCAUGAUUACGAGAUUUGUUUACUCUCUCAUGAUAUAUGUACACAGUAUGAUAAUUCUAUCAUGUUAAUAUAUAAUUAUACAAGUUAUAACCUAGCAGUCGAUGAUUUUAAUCACAGUAAACUCUUGCUAAUAUGAUUAUAUUUACUCUGGAAUGAAAUAUGAAAAAUUCUGUUCAGUUGAGUACACACGAGAUUAAGGAGCAAGAGGACUUUCAGGCUGUGUUGAGGGCAGCUGGAGAGACUGAAGCCAUGCAAGAAUAUAUGCAGGCUUGACUUGAGCUGGAUGGGGACCCUGGGUUUUAGCUUUUAACAGAGAAAGAAAUUGCUGCAGUGAUAUUUUUUCUAUUUUAAUCAGCACUACCUACAUUAUUAAGUUUUCCAUUUUUUUGGUCUCCUAGGGCUAUCUUUUGCUUCGUUGAUCUGGAUUAGCAAGGUUUUACUGUAUAUUUUUAUAGAAUUACAAGAUGGACCAAAUUAUAACACAGAUUUACAAAAUUUUCUUCUAGUCUCGGCAAGUUUCAUAUAAAUUUGUGCACAAUUUCAGUCUGAUGGUGUAGAGCAAUCCAAAUAUAGUGGGACUCUCUCUUGUGGAAUAGUUUUGUGACUUCAUAUGAUGACUAUUUAUAAACCUCAUGAACAGGAUGCAGCAUUGUGAGGUCAUGUAAGUAGGUGUGUUCAUCCUGUAAUUAUUUCAGUAGAGGAUUCCUAAAAGAGGCCCUUCACUUGAGACUGACCUCAAUGUAUGUCCUUGGUUUAAGAUUAAUGCUAAAAGAGUUGAAAA